UCUUCUGGGGAGAGGGCCGAGCAAAUACUUGUGGUUAUGGAUUAACCGAGUUCCAGCUGUCAUGGCGGUGGGAAGGCAGCCUUGUUCCAGGGCCCACCCCCAAGGCUGUGGACAGAGCAGUGCGGCGUAGGGGCUGCGAGCUCAGACGACCUCCUCAGACAGGUGUCGGCGACUGCAGAAUGUGGCGGCUGGCAGGCUUGCUGCUGUUCGUGGCCAUCUGGGGCAUUUCCAGCACCCCAGUCCCUCGUGACUCGGUGUUCUCCAGCGGCCGGCGCGCCCACCAGGUACUGCGGAUCCGCAAACGCGCCAACACCUUCUUGGAGGAGGUCCGGCCCGGCAACCUGGAGCGGGAGUGCUACGAGGAGGUCUGCGACUUCGAGGAGGCCAAGGAAGUUUUCCAGAGUGUGGAAGACACGCUGGUCUUCUGGUCCACAUACUUCGGUGAGUGCCUCCAUCCUGGAAUCCUACAGUAUAGCGAGGUAGCCCGUAGGCAGCGGGAGGACCCUCACCGCCUCCCUCCGUGUUCAGUGAUGUUCCCAUGCGGGAGGAUACAGAAGCAGACGCAGAAGAAGCGAAGUAACUUCAAACGGGACACGGACCAAGUAGAGCAAGAAGAGGUGGACGACCAGUUAGACCCCAGGAUUGUCAACGGGACUGAGACCAGACAGGGAGAGAGUCCCUGGCAGGUGAUCCUGCUGGACUCCAAGAGGAAGCUGGCCUGCGGUGGGGUGCUCAUCCACGCCUCCUGGGUGCUGACUGCGGCCCACUGCAUGGACGGAUCCAGGAAGCUCACUGUCAGGCUUGGUGAGUACGACCUGAGGCGCAGAGACAAGGGGGAAGUGGACCUGGCCAUCAAGAAGAUCUUCAUCCACCCCAACUACACGCGCAGAACCACCAACAACGACAUUGCGCUGCUGCGCCUGGAGCAGCCCACCGUCCUCUCUAAGACGAUCGUGCCCAUCUGCCUCCCAGACAGCGGCCUUGCAGAGCGAGAGCUCACCCAGGCCGGCCAGGAGACGAUCGUGACGGGCUGGGGCUACCAGUCUGAGCGGAAGGGGGACGCCAAGAGGAGCCCCACCUUCAUCCUGAACUUCAUCAGGAUUCCCGUGGCCCCUCGCAAUGAGUGCGUCCAGGUCAUGAAGAACGUGGUCUCUGAGAACAUGCUGUGUGCAGGCGUCCUUGGGGACCCCCGGGAUGCCUGCGAUGGUGACAGUGGGGGGCCCAUGGUUGCCUCCUUCCAAGGCACCUGGUUCCUGGUGGGCCUGGUGAGCUGGGGCGAGGGCUGUGGGCUGCCUAACAACUAUGGCAUCUACACCAAAGUCAGCCACUACCUCGACUGGAUCCACAGCCACAUCGGGAAUAAGGCUCCCCCUGGCCACAUGCCAUAGCCCCCUGCUCAUCUCUGUCCCCCGAGGCCUCUUGUGUGGGGCUGGGCGGCCGCUGGCAGUAUAUGGGGUAUUAAAGCAGCAUGCAGUGAGCACAGG
Molecule: messenger RNA, 1484 nt
Organism: Fukomys damarensis (Damara mole-rat)
Lineage: Eukaryota; Metazoa; Chordata; Mammalia; Rodentia; Bathyergidae
Gene: Proc
Product: protein C, inactivator of coagulation factors Va and VIIIa
Exons: 7
Coding region: 180-1388 (402 amino acids)
Biological process (GO): proteolysis; blood coagulation
Cellular component (GO): extracellular region
Molecular function (GO): serine-type endopeptidase activity; calcium ion binding
Source: RefSeq, a predicted model, not a curated record